ACUUAUUAACAUGAUUUGGUAAAUAAACUGCUAUUGAACAGAAAUGAUUGAAAGAGCAGUACACUGGUCGAAGGGGAUUUCAAAUAAGCUAAGGCGACCACACAAUGAAAGCCUUCAUUUAUCGAGAUCUGCAGAAGGCGUAAGGUUAAUUAGAGAAAUAUUGCUGCCAAAUUAUACGACAGAAGAAGCUGAUGUCUUUUAUAAGUUGAUGAGUUUUGCAACAGAAAACCAGAGACUUCCCCGAGAGUGGAAGCGCUUGUUAAGCUACCACAAAUUCGCAUGGUAUGUUCUAUCCCUAAUAGGAAACGUAUACAGCUUACCAACAUGGAAGAAGGAAUUGGUUGCAUGGGUAUUUGUUUGUUGGCAAUGGAAACAUGAAAUGAACCAUCUGAUCAAGGUAUGGAACAGAAUUGCUAAUGAGCAGGAGAGUGGUACAGACGAACAACGUUCCGAUUCGCCUUCACUUGGUAAACUUGUCUGGCGCACCAUUCAGGUGGCAAAUUCAGAUCCUAGUGGAGUAAAAGAACAAGGUAUAUCCCAAAUGAAUUGGCCAAAGCUACAAGAGGCAUUGUAUAAACAAGAUGUUUCAAUGGAAGCUGUGUAG
Cryptomeria japonica (Japanese cedar) is the source of this 604-nucleotide messenger RNA. RefSeq lists its product as uncharacterized. NCBI's taxonomy places the organism in Eukaryota, Viridiplantae, Streptophyta, Pinopsida, Cupressales, Cupressaceae. The coding region runs from base 44 to 604 and encodes 186 amino acids. The record is from RefSeq and is a predicted model, not a curated record. The transcript has 3 exons.